Clonostachys rhizophaga is the source of this 1560-nucleotide messenger RNA. The record is from the annotation of a GenBank genome assembly. NCBI's taxonomy places the organism in Eukaryota, Fungi, Ascomycota, Sordariomycetes, Hypocreales, Bionectriaceae.
AUGUGGCGUCGAACAUAUCUCCUACUAGUCGCCGUUAGGCUGUGGUUUGCUCUGUCACCGAGCUAUCUACAUCCUGACGAGAAUUUCCAGGGCCCCGAGAUCAUUGCAGGUGAAAUCUUCAGUUAUCCCGUCCGGCGCACAUGGGAAUUUACGAGCGACCACCCGAUUCGAAGCGUUUUCCCGCUAUGGCCCGUUUAUGGCUUGCCUAUGCUUCUCCUGCGGUGGCUGUGGAUUGGUAACGGGCAGGAUGGCGAAAUACCCCCUAUUGCAGUUUUUUGGACACUGCGAGUCCUCAUGUUUCUUACCAGCUUCGUGCUGGAAGAUUGGGCCCUUCACGAACUGAUCCCUUCGCCAAGAAAUAGGCGAGUCGCAGUCUUGCUGGUGGCCUCGUCCUACGUUACCUGGACCUAUCAGACUCAUACAUUUUCCAAUUCGGUCGAAACAUUGGUUCUCGCUUGGAGCUUGGUCUUGAUCCAGCGCAUAGUGGAUGUCCGGCAACGAUCAUCAAUCCUAUCCUCUGUUAUUCUUGGAAUGGUUUGUGUUUUUGGCGUCUUCAACCGCAUUACUUUUCCUGCUUUUCUCUUGAUACCCGGGCUUCGCCUACUUAAGCAUUUCUUCUAUAGACCAUUUUCCCUUAUUGCCCUGGUUCUGGCUGCUUCUUUCACCACCUUGGUCGCCAUUUCGCUGGAUACGGCUUUUUACUCCCCAGAGCCACUGACCUGGGGAAAUCUUUACAACAGCCUCUUGAAUAACCCUGUCAUCACACCAUGGAAUAAUUUCAAGUACAAUUCUGCCGUUGAAAACCUUGCUGGUCAUGGUUUACACCCUUGGUACCAGCACUUGGUUGCCAAUCUGCCAAUGCUGAUUGGGCCUGCAACACUUCUCUUUUUCUACCGCCCACAGCUCUCGUUGAGACUGGGCUCGGCUCUAUCGGGUGUCGCCGUUCUCUCCAUCUUCCCCCACCAGGAAGCCAGGUUUUUAUUACCUGCGGUACCCUUGGUUUUAUCCUCGCUCCGCCUACCUAACAACUUGAUUGCUCUCCGCGUUUGGGGUGUUACCUGGAUCAUAUUCAAUGUCUUCUUUGGCAUCCUAAUGGGCUCCUACCAUCAAGCCGGUAUUAUUCCAGGCCAGGUUUUUAUGAGCGGCCAACCCGACGCUACCAACGCUGUUUGGUGGAAGACAUAUACCCCCCCCAUUUGGCUCCUGAACGGGAAAAACGAGGUGCUUACAACCCGAGACGUCAUGGGAAUGAAAGGCGAGUCUCUCCUCGAGGAGCUGGCGACACUUGCGACUUGCGACACCCCGGCAGACAGGCGCAAUCAAGAGUAUUUAAAGGAGAAAAAUGGCACAUACCUACUUGCGCCCGCUUCCGCGACAUGGCUCGACCCAUAUCUGGAAAACAAAGGUCUAGAGGGCCUCCGAUUCCGCGAAGUUUGGCGGUACCGGCACCACCUAAACCUGGACGACCUGGACUUUGCCGAGGAUGGCGUGUGGGAGACCUUGACCAGGGUGAUAGGUCGCCGGGGGCUUGUCGCAUGGAGGAUCACAAAGAGUUGCUAA